Xiphophorus maculatus (southern platyfish) is the source of this 437-nucleotide messenger RNA. RefSeq names its product hemK methyltransferase family member 2-like. The coding region runs from base 132 to 437 and encodes 101 amino acids. Lineage: Eukaryota; Metazoa; Chordata; Actinopteri; Cyprinodontiformes; Poeciliidae. The record is from RefSeq and is a predicted model, not a curated record. Gene Ontology annotation, molecular function: S-adenosylmethionine-dependent methyltransferase activity; protein methyltransferase activity. Gene Ontology annotation, cellular component: eRF1 methyltransferase complex. The transcript is spliced from 4 exons.
GUGGCGCUGGACACAAACGAAACGCUCCACACCAACACAUGGUUUUUGUUUGGCAGAUCACAGCCGAAAGCGUUUAGAGAGAAGAACUAGUGUUCUGUUAUUCAGGGUUUUCUUUACAUGAUGUGGCUAACAUGAGCAGCAGCAGCAGCAGCAGUUACCCCACGCCGGUUUACUCCCACGCCGGACGCGGAAGCUUCCAGGACGUGUACGAGCCCGCGGAGGACUCGUUCCUGCUGAUGGACGCGCUGGAGAAAGAUGCAGAGACGCUGCAGCAGAUGAGCCCCUGCGUGUGCGUGGAGGUGGGCAGCGGCUCCGGAGCGGUUUCUGCUUUUCUGGCGUCGGUGGUCGGACCUUCGGCUCUUUACCUCUGCACCGACGUGAAUCCAGCUGCAGCUCAGUGCACAGCCAGAACCACCUUUACUAGCAUCCUUGGGUAA